AUGACACUCGAGGACAUUUAUACGACUCUCGUGCAUCUGAACAUGAUAGACAUCCACGAUCGCGUCCCGACUCCGCGCCCCCUCCCCGGACAAGCCAUCAAGAUCAUCAAAGGUCGUAAGAGCAAAGUAGCGCGGAAGAACCUACAACGUUCAACUGCUCAUGACGACGAGAAGACGAAGGGUUCUUUCGUUACGCCAAUCUCAUACACCGUCAGCUGGGAUCCUGAAGAUGUCGAGCGGUACCUUGUAAAAUGGGAGGCGAAGGGCUAUCUGAGGCUCAAUCCAGAAAACCUCAAGUGGAGUCCGUUCUUGAUUGCUCGGACUAAGAAGUCGGACGCUCUGCCAGCUGAGGAUUCGGUGCCCCCUUCAGCGACCACUGAAGCUCCUACGCCCACCGCUGACGUUUUGGUUUCCCCACUCGCUGGAUCAUCUUCUGAUGUAUUGCGCCUGGAGAAUAUCUUCGCGUCGCCGGCACUAGCCUUAUUCGACGACGACAAUAUCGUCGAGAUAGCGAGGCGUCCAAGAACUGAUGAAGACGUGCUUGUUCAUGCAGAAUCACCUGAGGAUGGUUCCCAACAUACCCCAACACGCUCACAACGGCAGCAUUCAAGUUCUCCUAUACUCGUGGACGUUACGCCUCGACCCAAGCGACCUCGAAGGUCUACCACAGGAAACGUUGGCGCUAUGUCUACAUUAAAGAAACGGCCGGAUCGUCCAGCUGUGAGGCGGACACGCUCGGCGGCUCAAGUCUCCGGUCGGCUGAAUGAUGCAGAUCUUAUUGCGGAGGACGCAGCUCUUGCCGCUCGUCUCGCCAUGGAAGAAGAUCCUCCACGACGCCAGCUGCGAUCACGCUCGAAUACUGAGCAGUCUCUGAUGAGACCCAUCUCCCCGUCCACGCCCAAGUCGAUAUCUCCGCGCAAGCGCAAGCGCGUUGAGUCUCCGCCCAGCACCCCGACCACACGACAGACACGAUCUCAGGCAUUGCAGUCGACGCCGUCCCGACCAGUGCCGAGCCGUCGCUCAUCAUCUCAAAGGAUACCUGCCAAGCGACGCAAGCCUCAGCGUCGACAAUCCCGCCUGACGAAGGAAGUAAUUAAUGGCGACGAGGCGAGAAGUGUCGCUUCGCCAGAGCCAGAGCCAGAGCCCGAACCCGCUGCGGAGUAUGAGCCUUUUCAGUCGCCAACAUCCACGCUUCCCGAUCAGCCUUCAGUGCUCGCAACGGAUCCACAUGCGGAUGCGGAUGCGACUUCUGAGGAUAAGCCGGACGCUGCCCGAGACAUCGACGCUAUGGAAGUCGAGGAAAACAUGGUGCCAGCCCACAUUGAGCUUGUCCCCGACGAUGAUGCUGUGUACGAGGACAUGGAGACACCACACACUGGGACGAGUAGGCACAGCGUCGGGCGGACGAGCGACGAUACUGUGUACGCCGCGGAAGAGCAGCUCAGAGCAGCAGACAAGAUGACGCCGCCUGCGGUUUCCGCCGCCGUAGUCGAGCUAUCGAUAGAAUCAACCGCCCCUGCUGCUCUAAGUGGUCAAACAACUACCGAAGAUGCACUUGCCGAGGAUGACCCUGAUCUUGAUGCAGAGGGAGAGGAAGACAUAGAGGGAGAGCUAGACGCUGAGGGCGAAGAUGACAUCGAUGCGGAAGGCGAGCCGGACACUGGUGAAGACCUCGAAUUCGAGCUCGAUGAUGCAUAUUAA
This is a messenger RNA of Phanerochaete carnosa HHB-10118-sp, 1701 nucleotides long. RefSeq lists its product as uncharacterized. The transcript has a single exon. Bases 1 to 1701 code for a protein of 566 amino acids. The record is from RefSeq and is a predicted model, not a curated record. NCBI's taxonomy places the organism in Eukaryota, Fungi, Basidiomycota, Agaricomycetes, Polyporales, Phanerochaetaceae.